AUGUUAUUUUUUACUUUAUUGAUAGCAUCUGUCUUUGCUAUACGUGGUGUUGAUAUGUCCACUUUAACUUCUGUUUCAUCUUUCCAAUGCUUUGUAAACAAUGGUUACACUUUCGCUAUUCCAAGAUGUUGGAGAUCAACUGGAAGUUGGGAUCCAUACUGUGCCAACAAUUGUGCUAAUGCCCAUGCUGGUGGAAUGAGUAGAGUAGAUGCUUAUUUCUUCCCAUGUUAUUCAUGUGGUAACGCUGCUGGACAAGUCAAUUCUUUUUGGCAAAAAGUUGUUUCUAAUCAAUUAAAAAUCACUACUGUCUGGUUUGAUAUUGAAGGAACUUGGUCAUCAUCUUAUACUGCUAACCAACAAUUUUUCAUGGAAAUGAUGAAUCAAGCUAGAGCCAUUGGUAUUGUUCACGGUGUUUAUGUCUCUCAACACUAUUGGAAUUCAUUCUUUGGUAGUUCAUAUAUUUACCCAUACGCUAGUUCAACUCCAUUGUGGUAUCCACACUAUGAUCAUAACCCUUCAUUCUCUGAUUUCUCUUCAUUUGGUGGAUGGUCUACUCCAGCAAUUAAACAAUAUCAAGGAACUACCUCAAUGUGUUCUGCUUCUGUUGAUCUUUCUUAUCAACCAUAA
Entamoeba dispar SAW760 is the source of this 627-nucleotide messenger RNA. RefSeq names its product lysozyme, putative. The transcript has a single exon. Gene Ontology annotation, biological process: peptidoglycan catabolic process; signal transduction; cell wall macromolecule catabolic process. The coding region runs from base 1 to 627 and encodes 208 amino acids. The record is from RefSeq and is a predicted model, not a curated record. Gene Ontology annotation, molecular function: lysozyme activity. Lineage: Eukaryota; Evosea; Mastigamoebida; Endamoebidae.